This is a messenger RNA of Teleopsis dalmanni, 5238 nucleotides long. Its product is annotated as high affinity cGMP-specific 3',5'-cyclic phosphodiesterase 9A-like. NCBI's taxonomy places the organism in Eukaryota, Metazoa, Arthropoda, Insecta, Diptera, Diopsidae. Gene Ontology annotation, biological process: cGMP catabolic process. The record is from RefSeq and is a predicted model, not a curated record. Gene Ontology annotation, molecular function: 3',5'-cyclic-GMP phosphodiesterase activity.
AAUUUUCGCUGCGAAACUUUACUUUUUUGCUUAAUUCAUACUCCACUAUUCUGCUUUUCUCAAGUGUGUUUUUUAAGUGGCAAAUAUAACCAGAAGACACCAUUGACGUUAGCAUAAUCAGUAUAGCGAAACUCAGAUAUUUAAUCAAAAACCGCAUUUAAUAUUGUAAGAAGAUCACGAAGAAGAGAAAGAAACUAGAGAAAAGUGGUCGUUUAAUAUUAAAUAUGUUAAGCGAAAUUCUUCAAUGAAUUGACGGAAAUGAAUGAGAUUUCAAAUUUGUAUAUCAUGUCUUAAAGAAAAAUAAAAAUACGGAAUGAUUACAAAACAGAAAUUAAAAUUUGCAGAAUUCGCUCUAAAGAAGCCCCGUACAGCUGUAAACGAAGAAAUAAAUUAAUCGUAGCAAAUAAGUAAAAAAUAAAUUGUAGUGUUCUUAAAGUUCUUAAAGCAGUUACAAAGUUAAAUUAAAAGACUUAGCACCAAUAUAGUAAAAAACAAUAUUGUCUUUGGCAAUCAUAAAUUUUGACUGAAAUCAUAAUACUCUCGAAAUAUAUAACGAUUUAUCUACUAUUAGCUGUGCUAGACGACUUCACUAAUUUUGGUUGCUCAUACCGAAAUUCAGACAUUUUGUUGAUUAUCGUAUAAAUGUACAGGAAUAACAGUUGUCGUAGCAGUCCUCAGACAUCGCUAGCAACGACGGCCGCUGAAGUUGGAUCAGUGACGACACCACAUGACCUACCAUAUAGCAGCAUAAAACACUCUACUAUUAAAUAUACAGAUGUGGACGCAAUAAGCUGUUCUUCUGAGUUUAGUAGUGAAUCUGAGGAAGCACCAACUUCGCGACCUUCAAACACAAGUAUAUCUACGACAUCAGCAAAUACAGCCACUACUCUUACCUUCUCAGUAGCGCAACGCGUUUUUGCACGGAAAGAGCGUUCUCAAUGUGGCGUUAAUUCCGAUGUUCGCCUUUUGAAUAAAAUCGGCUUCAUUGCUUCUCGCGUUCGAUUUCUCUCUAAAAUAUAUGGUGACUUCAGGUUAAUAAAUCCAUACAGUCCAGCUAAACAGCGCAAGCAAAUACGAGAAAUACAACUAAAACACUCUAUUAUAGAUACGUUUAAGGAAAUAAGUUCUACAGAAAAGUUAGAUACACAACAAAGCUUAACGCCACUAAGUUCAGCUGCAAGUAGUUACUGUUAUUUACCCACCGAAAGUUCUUACGAGGACGACACUAUUAUAACAGCAAGUAAAUUACCGUGCCAGCCGUCUACGACUGCAAAAUCUAUAUUGUUACUUGAGGAUUUACUCAUACAGUUUUAUGAAGAUCGUAAAAGUAAGAUUACCGUAAUAGGAAAUCGCCAUAGUCGACGUAACAGUAGCGUUGCAGUUGAUGCAAAUAUAAACAGCAAUCGAAAUCAUUUAAUCAUUAUGAGCAGCAAAACUGCAAGCAGUAGUGUAGAGCCUCUUGUAUCACUGGGCAAUGACAACGAAGAUGAUGAUAGCGGUAAUACUUACGGAGGAACCGAUUUGACUGAAAACAUUAAAUUCCAAACCAAAAACUCAAUUGUCAUAAAAGCUAAUACCACACUCCCUAGUCAACAACAACAGCAAAGAUACAAUACAUUUUUACAGCCCAGUAGUGGCGUUGAAGACAAUCUACGUCGACGACGUGCAAGUGACUGUUCCACACAUCCUGGUCAAGCGUUGAGCACUCAAUUGCAGAUAUCGCUCAAAAACAAUAAUUGCACCAAAUUUCCAUUUCAUCGUGGCAGCUGCGGCGCUGCAGGUGAACAUUUGCUAGCGGCAAAUUCAAUUGCGAAUCGCUCGACAAUCAUACUCAGUAAAUCUUGCAGCAAUGUCGAUGGCACCAACAAGGACGGUUUAAAUUCGGCAUUUUACAAAAGCAGCGAUUUCCAACAUAAGGGUUUCGACGUAAUUGAGAGUAGCAGUGUUGGUGGCGGUGGCGCUGGCGGUGGCGGUGGCGGUGGUACGCCUUCUGGCACCGGCACAGCUGCUACUGGUUCAGGCAUUACAGCAAAUAAUGGCAACAAUGAAUACAGCAUUAUACAACUAAACAAUACAAUAAUACGCUGUCACUUUAACGACGAUGAUUUUCGAGCGUUGGUGAAAGAUUUGAAACGCAAAGUAGAAUAUACUGAACGCAUGAACUGGCUAUGUCUUUCCAAACGUCCAUUGGCUCCACCGCACCGCAAAAGCAGUUUACCAAAGCACCAGGAAGUUAAGAAAUGCUUUCUGGAAAUAUGUGAUAACACAUUUUCCGACGAAGUUAAAGCAGCCCUUCGUUUGCCUGCGUUCGAUUCAUACCAAUGGAGUGAUGCAGAUGUUAUACGCUUGAUGCAAACAAUGUUCGUUGAAUUGGGAUUUAUGGAAAAGUUCAACAUUCCUAUAGAAACUUUACGAGAGUGGCUUUAUGAAGUGUACAAACAUUAUAAUGAGGUACCUUUCCACAAUUUUCGGCAUUGCUUCUGCGUUGCUCAAAUGAUGUACGCUAUCACACGAAAAGCCAAUCUACUUCAACGUCUCGGUGAUUUGGAAUGUCUCAUUCUUUUAGUAUCCUGCAUUUGCCAUGAUCUCGAUCAUCCUGGGUAUAAUAACAUAUAUCAAAUAAAUGCACGUACAGAAUUAGCACUCAGGUACAAUGACAUUUCGCCACUUGAGAAUCAUCACUGUUCAAUAGCGUUUCGUUUGUUAGAACACCCGGAAUGUAAUAUUUUUAAAAAUUUCGGCAGAGAAACAUUUAACCAAAUACGAGAAGGAAUUAUACGCUGCAUAUUGGCUACUGAUAUGGCGCGACAUAAUGAAAUUUUAACUCAAUUUAAGGAGAUAUCACCAGUUUUUGAUUACGGAAAUCGGGGACAUAUUAAUUUAUUAUGUAUGGUACUUAUUAAAGUUGCGGAUAUAUCCAACGAGGCACGACCAAUGGAUGUUGCUGAACCUUGGCUAGAUCGUUUAUUGCAAGAGUUUUUUGCACAAAGUGCUGCAGAAAAAUCUGAAGGCUUACCAGUGACGCCUUUCAUGGAUCCCGAUAAGGUCAGCAAACCUGGGUCACAAGUUCGUUUUAUUGGCUUAGUACUAUUGCCACUGUUUGAAGCAUUGGGUGAAUUAGUUCCCGAAUUGACUGAACUUAUAAUUAUACCAGUGCGUGUAGCGCUGGAUUAUUACAAACGCCUAAACGAUGCUCAAAAUAAGUCACGUAAAUCCGUUGCCGAAUGUAGUUCAGCUGCAGCAUCUGAAAAUAAUAGUGGUGCUUCGGAUAAUGUAACGCCUGUAGGUGUUGGUAGCAAUAGUGCCGCACAUGCUGCAGCUGGUGGUGGUCAUAACUCCGGUGGCAGUAUUUCACCACAAAUGCCACGGUCACAAUCGGGUAUUAGUGUGAAGUCCCGCCGGAGUAUUCCAUCACAAAAAUCCACUUCACGAACUUCAGUAGAUGAGCCACAGUGUAUUGCAGCCGAAUUACAUGACUUGCCAGAGGGCAGCGAAAGCGGUGAUUCGGAAACUGCAACCGAGGUGGAUGUAGCUGAAAAAACAUCGAAAUUUAAAGUGGACACCGAAGGAAGUAGCAACAGAUCAAAAUCAUCGCACUCAACGUCACGAAAGCCAUCACGUGAAAAACGUCCCUCAAUGAUUGGAGAAAUGUGCAGCAGUGGCAGUGGCCAACGCAUACGUAAUUCGUAUGGCAACAUUCAUGGAUAUCACACAAAUCGUUGUCACUUUGGUUCAAAUCGUGCUGUUAGUCUAGAUCAGUAUAGUACAAAUAACCGUCGUCUGUCAGAUGGCCUGCAACAAGUCAUUUCAGAUAGUAACGUUUUUUAUAAUCAUCAAAAUCGUGGCAGUAUUGAAACAACAGUGGGCGUAUGUCGACUAGUAGAAGAUCUAAAUAUGAAUGCCACAGGUAUUGUUAAUUCAAUGCAAACUGGACCUUUGCAGGUGAAUCCCAAUACAGUGCCAAAUAUUGAUUGUUCCAACUCUCAAAAUACGCUACCAAUGACCACCACUGCCGCAGCAAACUUCAACAAUAUAAACACAUCAUCCAAUGGAAAUAUUUCACCUACACAAGCACUACAAUUGAAACAGCAUUGCUGCGCGGCAGCUGCUGCAGCUGCCGCAUCAACAGCUAAUUCAAAUGGCAUAAGUUCCAUUAUUGGAAGUACCACUACAGCUACAACCAAAACUAGUUGGAAAACGCGUUUGAAGCAAUUUUCUGACUAUUUUGGUUUUUCAUUUGAUAAAAGUUCCAAACGCUUUGGCAGUACACGAAGUAGUCCAUGCUCGAUACGUAAUAACAACGCAAUAACUCAGGGUACAAUCAGUGGCACAAUCGAUCCACUAACCGGUAAGCCGAGUGUCUGUUGUACCAUUUCGAAUAAUUUGCAGUCGCCAGGCUUACGACAUAAGCACCCAACACAUCAAGAUAUAAUCAAUGCUGGUCGAUUGAGAGCCUACAGUCUCGAUGUGCCAUGCAGUCGAAGCAAUCCACGGUAUAGUAGCAGCAGUGGCGGUGGUGGUGACAGUAGUCGCAAAUCAUCCCGUCACGACGGCGCUUAUGCUGAUGACAACAACAGUAACAAUACUUUGCAUAGCAGUGGUGGUAUUGGUAGUGAAAUGCCAACAUGCCAACCUCCUCCCAUACGUAUUGGCAGUAUUGAUGCCAGUGACACAAUUCUUAUUACUACGGGUCUACCACGUGUAAUUACGCCUGCUAACCUAGGCGAAGCAGAACCAAGUCUUAGCAUUGAUUUGGGUAUGGUCAGUGCUUCUUCUUCCGAUCCGCCAAAAAUUUGACAACGGGGGAGCUCAGAAACAACUACGAAUUCGCUCUCAAAUAAUGGUGCAUUUGCUGCACUAUUGCAGCAACAGCAGGAACAACAAGGAACACUGCAGCAAUUGCAACACAGUUCAAGCUGCAACGUCUCAUCCAUAUCGAUGACACUUUGGUCAGCCAUUGGUCAGCGGUUGAGUGCGCUUGUAUGUCAUUGUUGCGAGCGAAAAUUACCAGAACCGGAAAAUGUGUGAACCACUCAAAACAAAAGUAAACUUUUCCAAUGCUGUUGAGAUUUGCUUCUGCAUGUUUGUUAGCGCAGUUUUACAAAAUUAUAACGUUAUAAUUAUAACUUUUAGUUUUUAUUUUAGUUCUGUCAAUGCAAAUGAUUUUAAGGUAAAAAUUUGUAAAACAGAAUAAUACUAAUUAUUUAUUUACUUAAUUUCACAAAGCACAUUAUUCAU